GUCGUUGACAACGGCCAAGGCCCAAAGCUCACCACGCGUCACCGCUCUAGAGUCUAGACCCGCGCAAGAGUGACGUCUUCCCCGUCGCGAGGUUUUCCUUUUCGUUCUUACUCUCUUCCAAGUUCUUCAACUUCACAACUCGCGCCGCUGCUGCAGUGCUCAGACACAGAGAAGAGCCGCCGCAGAACGCCGAGGUAGAGUAGUAAGCGAAAAACAGAGUUCAAACUAGAUGGGGAAGAAGCCAAAGAGCUCGAGGAAGGGGAAGAAAGCAUGGAGAGCUAACAUAAGCACCGACGACAUCGACGAAUUCAUCGAGAAAUCAACCAAAGACGCUCUCACCGGCGGUUCCCUCGCCGAGGUACCCAAUGAAUCCCUCUUCUUUGUCGACAAAUCCAAAGACCUUUCUGUGAAGAGGAAGAUUGAAAAGCACAGAGAGAAAGUGCUCCACUGUGACAGUGUUCUGCAGAGGAACCCUUUUGUUAAGGCAAUUCCUUCUUCAAAUGAUAAGAAGAAGUCGAGCAUGAAGAAUAAGAAGAAUAAGAAAGACUCUACUGAGGCUUCCACUUCGAAAGAUGAUGCUACGAAGGUUGUCCUCCUCGGAUGGAAGUUGAUCAAAACUGCAGUUUUAUAUUUCUGGCACAUGGAAGUUGUCACAAGUUUAAACAUUUUGUUCUUUCAUGUCUCAGGAUGGUUCACCAGUGAUAAUGGUCUGGUCAUUAUUCAUAUUUGUGUGGUGAUGCAUUUAUGGAUGCAGGUUGUCAAAACGUCGGUUAUUCCUGCAGUGGAAGUUGACCCUCCUGGAUGUUCAUACAAUCCCAAUUUUGAAGCCCAUCAGGAUUCCUUGGCAAAAGCUGUUGCGGAAGAAAUGCAGAAAGUCUAUCAAAGCGAGCUGGGACCUCAGCCUGUACCUUUAACUGUUCAAGGAGAUGCUAUUGAAGAGGAAGAGAUGUACUUUCUUGAGGUUGAUAAUGGGGAUGAUGAAGCAAAUGAGGAGAAUGAAGAUGCUCCAGAAAAGAGUUCUUCCAUGAAGAAAAUGGUUACAAAAGUUGAGUUCAAUAGAAGAGCUAGACUGAAAGACCGGCAGAAAAAAGAAUCAGAAGCCAAAAAGAAAGCAGAAAUUUCAAAAGAAAUCGAUAGCUUACCAACAAUCAUUGAUGAAAUAGCCAAAGAAGAUGAAGAGAAGCAAAAGAGAAUGAUGCGUCGGUUAGUGGCAAAGCAGGAAAGACUAAAACAGCAACCCCCGCGCCUGGGGAGGCACAAAUUUGUGCCUGCUCCUACUCAAGUACUGUUGUCUGAAGAGAUUACUGGCUCACUUCGCAAGUUGAAGGCGUGCUGCACUCUCGCCACGGAUCGGUUUAAGAGCCUGGAGAAAAGAGGACUGAUCCCUCCUUCAGCCAACAAGAGAAGAAGAAAGUAUAAUUUUGCUUAUGAAUUACGUUUCUUGGCAGGUGAUAAGGUGUUGGAUUUAUACUUUAUAGACGAUGGAGAGGCUGAGGAAGCAGCUGGCGUCCUAAUCGACGUGAGAGUCGAAGAUGAGGCACUGCGAAAGCUUCGUCUGAAACAUUUGGAAGAGAUGCGCACGUUAGCAGCUCAUCUCCGAACGUAUCUACGCGGGAGACCAGCCGGAAAUGUGCAGCGAUCGCGCAAUUUCUGCUCGUCGCCGUCGGUCAAUAGAGCAGAUGAGGCGGCGGCGGCGAUGGAGGAGGAAGCUGAGAGAAAAAUAGGGUGGUUGCUGAAGGUGAUCUUCGCUGGGACUGCCACCGCCAUCGGCUAUCAGUUCUUCCCUUAUAUGGGAGAUAAUUUGGUCCUUCAGUCGAUUUCGCUCUUACAAGUGAAGGAUCCCUUCUUUAAAAGAAGCGGAGCUUCUAGAUUAGCCAGUUAUGCUAUUGAUGAUGGAAGGAGGAUGAAGAUAGUGGAGCUGGGUGGUGCUCAAGAGCUGCUCAACAUGUUGGAGGCUGCUAAAGAUGACCGAACCCGAAAAGCUGCUCUUGAGGCUCUUGCAGCUUUGACUAAAUCAGAUAAAGCUGCUGGAGCAUUACACAAGGCAGGUGCGAUCCCUAUAGUUCAGUCUACUCCAAGUUCAGUCGAGGAAGAGGCCAUUGACAAGUACAAAACAGGUCUACUUAAGAGGUUCCAAGACUUGAAAUAUGAUGGUUCGUCCUAGCCACGGCUUGUUAGCUUGUAAUGAAGUUAUCUUGACAGUAAGAUUAAAGAGUUAAGAGAUAAGUAACUCAACUGUGGAAGGGAAGGGACAAAUGGGUUCAAGUGGAAACGGGAAUCAGAAAGAUGAAAAUGACGAGGAGUCCAAAAAUGGAGAGUGCCAAGCUCAAGUCACUAUUGAGCUCUCGACUUCUAAGAAGACCUUACUGGGAAAUGACAGCCUUCCCAAGAAGCCCCAACAAGACAGCUUACCUAACGUAUCUAACCGUGCUGCAUUCCUCAAGUUUGGCUCUGCAUCUGCCAGAUUCAGGCAGCUUGCUAAGGACAAGGACGAUGCCUCGCGUUUGGUAGCUUCUUCCAGCAGCCGUGGCAUUAGAGAGCGGAUUCAUGAGGUUUGUGCUAAGAAGAUCGAUUGGGCAUCUGUGUUCAAGAUGAGCAAAGAAUGGAUCCGAGACCCAAUGAACUUGGCUCUUUUCAUAUGGAUACUGAUUGUUGCCAUAUCAGGUGCGAUCUUGUUCCUUGUCAUGACUGGAAUGUUGAACCAAGCUUUGCCUAGCAAGUCUCAGAGGAAUGCAUGGUUUGAGGUAAAUAACCAGAUACUCAAUGCGUUGUUCACCCUAAUGUGCUUGUACCAACACCCGAAGCGAUUUUACCAUCUGGCCUUGCUUAUUAGAUGGAGACCUGACGAUAUUACUAAGCUUAGGAAGAUUUACUGCAAGAAUGGGGCUUACAAGCCACACGAAUGGGCACAUAUGAUGGUUGUCGUGCUUCUCCUUCAUUUAAACUGUUUUGCACAGUAUGCACUAUGUGGUCUCAACUUAGGGUACAGGAGGUCUCAACGACCUCCAUUAGGAGUUGGAUUAUGCAUAUCUGUAGCAAUAGCUGCCCCAGCUGCUGCUGGUGUGUACUCAAUCCUCAGUCCCUUAGGAAAGGACUAUGAUUCGGAUAUGGAUGAGGAAGCGCAGGAGGGGAGUACUUCCAUUAAUGGGGCUCAGUUGUUGUCCAGGAAAUUAGAAAAGAGAUACUCAUUUGCAACAGGGGAUAUUGCUGAAAUGAUGUUCGAGAGCCGGCCACAAUGGAGUGGUGGGAUACUCGAUUUCUGGGACGAUAUCUCUCUAGCAUACCUUUCGCUCUUCUGCAGCUUCUGUGUCUUUGGUUGGAACAUGGAGAGGCUUGGCUUCGGUAACAGAUAUGUCCAUAUAGCGACAUUUCUCCUCUUUUGCAUGGCUCCGUUCUGGAUCUUCAACUUGGCUGCUGUCAACAUUGACAAUGAGAUUGUGAGAGAAGCAUUGGGAGUCACUGGACUCAUCCUUUGUCUGUUUGGCCUUCUCUAUGGUGGGUUCUGGAGGAUUCAGAUGAGGAAGAGGUUCAAUUUACCGGCAUAUACCUUUUGUUUCGGUAAACCGGGUGCCUCUGACUGCACACUGUGGCUGUGCUGCUGCUGGUGUUCGCUAGCUCAGGAGGUUCGAACUGGGAAUGCUUACGAUGUCGUCGAGAACAGGCUACUGCAGAAACAUACCAAUGGCAGUGGUAAGCAGCCAGAGUCGUCUCCAGCACGUGGCGUCUCUAGCCCGUGGCAUGGUGCAAUGCCUGAUUCCUCCAGUCCUGUGAAAGAGGCUCCAGGAGCCAAGGAUCAUGCCAUGGCUGCGCCAACUCCCUCAACGAUAGAAAGAGAUGGCAUUUCUGUGGAGAAUGGUGCGGAUUCAGGCUUACCAUCUGCAACUGUGAACAAAGAGUUGAGUGUGUGAUACAAAUGUGUGUAGAGUUUACAAUAGUUUCUUGAGUUCAGUUUACAAAUGUGUGUAAUGUAUAUCUCUGUCUUCGGCUUUUUCUACCUCCUGAGUAUACUCUGAUUGAGAGGACCUUUCGGCUGAUCCCGUUUUAGUGCAUAUUGAUUUGCAUAUGCUGUCCGGCUGGAU
Molecule: messenger RNA, 4079 nt
Organism: Linum tenue
Lineage: Eukaryota; Viridiplantae; Streptophyta; Magnoliopsida; Malpighiales; Linaceae
Source: the annotation of a GenBank genome assembly